AUGGGCUCUUCAAGCGGUGGUCCCGAAUUCUAUCUCGGCCCCUAUUUCCAUCCCAACCCUGAUAGGUAUGAAACUCUAUGGCGCCAUAGCCGCACAAUACCGUGGUGUGUGAUGCCGUGGUGUGUUUAUUGCGGAUAUGAGUUCAAGAUUAGUGAUCGGAUAUUACACAACGACGGUGAGCUACAAUACUUCUAUAGUGUCAUUAAUACAUAUGUACUUGUCUGUCUACUAACUACAGGGUGUGAAGAACGGAGCAUAACCUGGGUGGUAACAAGGCUUUCUCUCACCUUGAGUAAUAAGCCCGAAUGGGAGGUCAAAUGUCAGCCCCAGCUUCCUGCAAUUCGCAACAAGCGACGUUUUUGCGCAUGCGGCCUCUCUGGAAUCCCCAGGUGCGAGUACAAAUACCCUGGCGCCCCUGUGUGCCACAGAGCUUGUCAUGAUAUACUGUCACCAGCUAUGUUUGGUAAUGCAUAUCCUACCGUGGUCGAUUACUGGAAGGUCAGACGGCCAGGUUUCAAACCCACCACGUCUGAUAGUCGACGGAGACAUGCUUUCAUAGAAGAAGAUCUUGUUUCAGUGCUUGCAGGGUGCAUUCGGAAACUACCCGCGGAACUGCUUUAUCAAAUUGCGGGCUAUGGAUCGUCCGCUUAUGCCACCACUCAGCUCAGAACACUAAUGGCCAAACAGGAGCCUCGGGAUACAGUGUUCGACUUAAGAAAGGACAUCUGGGCCGAAUACGUUGACUUUGAGGGUCAAACAUACAUCCGAGCGCUCUCCAACACGACUCUUGACAUCCUCGACGGGGUGUUCAAGGGCACCUGGAAGCUCAUGUUCAGUAACAAGCAAUACCGGUCUUCACAGACAAUGCUGAUUGAAAUGUCUGCCCUUGGGAUCCGAAGGAUUAUAUUCACGGAUGAUUCGUCCAGGCCCGAUAUUGAACAAAAGCCGGAUAUAUGGUGGCAAGCAAUGAGGUUUCGAGACGGACCAUUUGUCGUCGCAGAGACAGAUGGUGUCAAACUACGCUGCUUAACGUUCGAAUCUGAAAGGUUCAAUCGUGUCAGUGCUCAUUCCAGUCCAAACGUUAUGUGGCCCACGCCAGCCAAAUAUGAUCACUACCAGCUGUUAUCUGUAACCUCUCAAAAAACUCCGACACCGAGAUCACAUCUCCCCAGACAUCCACGGCGAAUGGACUCUGUCGACCUACAAAGUCCCGACAUACUUGGGCUCUCAUUCGCCGUCUACCUGAACGGCGAAGGUCGCGCUCGUGGCCGCUUCAUCAUAAAUAUCCAUGCACACUUGCCAGGAGAAAGUCAUAUCUUCUAUCGGGAGAUUGAUAGAAAGGCGCCAGGUCAAAUAAUAUGCCUGUACAUCCCCUUGGAGCCACAGGAGGUCAUCACUGAGAUUUGGGCUUUUAACGAAGCAGCAAUGGAUUCCGUCACCCAUGCGAACAAUGGCCUUCCUCCUCCGCUGCCGGAGUUGAGGUCGUCGGAGCCGUCUUACACAAACUGGCAGCUUGUUUUCAAAACAAGUAAGGGGCGCUUUCAUCAGAUCGGAUCGGCCAGACAUGCCCAAAGUACCCGGUGGAAGCUGGUCCAUAGCUCAAGCCAAGGUCUAAAGCGGAUGUUUUUCGAACACAUUGACGACACACAACUCUAUGCAUUGAGUCUUGGAUUUGGACGUAGCGAUUCUGGGCAUGUGGCCGCCAGGGCUAAUGAGACUCAGUCGCAGGCUCAUCCAACAUUAGAUUGGCCUCAUCCGCCUCAUCAUCAUCAUCACCGUCAUCAUCAUCACUGCUCCUCCGCGGUGCUCGACGGCGUCAUUGAAGUGACAAAAUGCCUACGGAUACUCAACAACGGCAACCCGUCUAGCUCCGAGAAGUACACCUCGGGGCUUCUACUGCGCUAUCAAGAUGGGCACGUGGAGAGCCUCGGAGAAGCCCGUCUUGAGUUCACGAAAAGCUGCAAAGUUCUCCCAACUGAUGUCAUCCGCUUCAUAUUCCAGCAUUACUGGGUCAAAUUCUGCACGGUCGGCCCAGCCCGGGGAAACGAUGGACCAGACGCGGAAUAUGUCGAGAUACCCAUGAGUGGUACUCUUCACUGGUGCUUUCAUAAGCAGGAGGCUUUGCUCAGGCACAACGAGCAGAGGAUUUCCCCAAAGAUUCACCCAAUGCUGCAAUAG
Messenger RNA from Clonostachys rhizophaga, 2178 nucleotides. NCBI's taxonomy places the organism in Eukaryota, Fungi, Ascomycota, Sordariomycetes, Hypocreales, Bionectriaceae. The record is from the annotation of a GenBank genome assembly.